Molecule: messenger RNA, 13646 nt
Organism: Betta splendens (Siamese fighting fish)
Lineage: Eukaryota; Metazoa; Chordata; Actinopteri; Anabantiformes; Osphronemidae
Gene: prx
Product: periaxin
Exons: 9
Coding region: 424-12561 (4045 amino acids)
Biological process (GO): regulation of RNA splicing
Cellular component (GO): nucleus; cytoplasm; costamere
Molecular function (GO): protein binding
Source: RefSeq, a predicted model, not a curated record
AGGGCCCGUCCAGGUCCGAGGCCUCAGUGAGGGAGCAACGGGCGCUGGUGACAGCAGCGAGGGGGAAGUUUGAACUAGCGACGCGAAGCAGAAGGACGGGAACAGGAGGGAAAAACAGGACUCGGGACCGGAGCCGAGGCCGCGCGGCUGGGGCUGAGCUAAGAUGCUGACAGAGAACAAGACAACAGCCAUGUUUUCAGCCAGACCAGAGUCCCGGCUGUAAAAGACAGGCGGAGGUCGCCCCCCUCCAGCAGAUCCCCCCCCGCUUCACAGCGCAACCCUCACCUCAGCGGCUCCACCGAGGAACAGGAGAGUCCAGAGAGAGUGGUGCAGAAGGAAAAGCUCCAUGCAGAGUUAAAGCAGGUGCUGAGUCAGAAGCGAAGUCACCUGAGGCAGUCGAGCUGCCAGCUGGCCCAACCGGAGAUGGACCCGGAACCUGCAGACGAACUGGCCAGUGUGGACGAGGCCUUGAAGUCCCUGGAAAUAGUGGUGGAGACGGAGGCGGAGGCUGGAGCCAGUGGCUACAGUGUGACGGGUGGAGGAGAGCGAGGGAUUUUUGUUAAAGACGUCCUCAGAGACUCUCCAGCUGCCAAACACCUCAGUCUGCAGCAAGGUGACCAGCUACUAAGCGCCAAAGUCUACUUUGACAAUGUGAAGUAUGAAGACGCUCUUAAGAUCCUUCAGUGUGCAGAACCAUACAAGGUCAGCUUCCAGCUGAAGAGGACCAUCCCUGGAGCAGAGGUCAACGUGCGACCUCGCGUUCCCAGUGUAGAGGUCAAAGGUCCCAAGGCCAAGAUGCCCAAAAUGAGUGUGAAGGGCACAAAGCCUUUCAAGGUUAAGAAAAAAAGAGGUGGUCGUUUUGGUCUGAAGAGGCUGAAAGAGAAGCAAAGAGAGGAGCUUGUGAUAGAGGGUACGCCCCCCCGGCUGGAGGUGAGCGACGUGGACGUGGAGUUUUCCCUCCCCAAAUUCAAACAGAGGCAGAUUGCAGAUGUGGAAGCAGAAGAGGGAACAGCAGCCUUGGGAAAGUCAAAGAGGAAGAUCAGGUUUCCUCGAAUAAAACCAAAGGCUUACGCUGGAGGAGAGAGUGGAGGAAAAGUGGAAACAGGACAUGUGACCGUCUCUCCAGCUGAGACACACGGAACAAAAUUAAAAAGCAAAGGAAAAGGACACAAGUUUGGAAUAAGCUUCCCGAAAUCCAAACACACAAAGUCCAGCUCAGCUCUGGAAUCUGUGGAACUAAAGCCCCCAAGUGUGGCCGUCCAGCCACCUUCAGUGGAAUUCAGUUUGUCUGGAGAUAAAAUCGUUGAUGUGGAGAAGAAAGAGCCAGAUGUGGAGUUUGCUCUGCCGUCAGGAAAAGCUACAAAACCUGAGAUCAAAGGUGGUGUAGAUGCAGCUGAGGCUCAGGAUGACGUAGACAUCGUCAAAGGAGACGCAAAGCUCAGGAUGCCAAGGUUGAAAUUACCUAAAGUUAAGCUCUUGCGUCAUUCAGAUGAGAUAGAUGGUGACAUCAAGGUCAAAUCCAAAGGGGUGAUAAUGCCCUGCGCUGACGUGACUCCUCCAAAGGUCGAACUCCAAGGAGCUAGAGAAGUCCUCAAACCAAAGGUGGAGUGUGAACUCUCAGGAAAGGCUGAGUCUAUUCAAAUUCCCUCUGUUGACAUUUCUUUACCAAAUAUGAAGGGAAUGUCUUACGUGGACGUCUCUCUCCCAGAGUUAAAAGGAGCUGCUAUGCCUGACAUCAACGUUUCUGUGCCUGAUGUUGAUGUGGAAGUAAACACUGGGCGGCGAAUUCCUGAUGAGGUGGAGGGCACCUUUAAAGGACCCAAAGUGUCCAUGCCAGCGGUUGAUAUCUCAUUUCCAAAAAUGGUAUCACCUGAUGUGGAUAUUAAAUGUCCAGAAGGUGCAGGAAAAUUAACUCUACCAUCUGUUGACAUCUCUCUACCAAAGAUGAAAACUGAGGCUUCUGACGUAAAUAUGGAUUAUUACGUUGGCGGUGAUGGAAAGUUCAAAAUGCCUGAUUUUGACAUAACUCUCCCAAACAUGGGCGCAGCAGAAGGAGAAGUAGGUAUAGAGGGACUAGCAGGAGAAGAAGGCUUCAGGUUGCCCAAAGUAGACUUAACUCUUCCUAAAGGAAACACAGGAACACCUUCAGUUGAUUUGUCUCUCCCUGAAAUGAAGAGCAGUGAGCGGGACGUUGAUAUUAAAGGCCCAAAAAUAAAAACUGGUAAAAUUGAAAUGCCAGCACUAGAUGUUUCUCUGCCUAAAGGCCAAAUAAAGGAAAGUAUAGAAGUUAAAGGGGGGGAAAUCAAAAUACCUAAACUUGAAUGUCCCGAACCCCCAGCCGUUGACCUUUCACUGCCCAAUGACGGUGUGGAGUGUAGUGGUGGCGGCAAAGUCAACUUCAAUAUGCCAACUUUGGAUCUGUCACUCCCAACAAUCAAAGCCAAGGGAGCAGAAGCUGAUGUUGAAAAACCCGAUAUAAAGAGAGUAGUGCAGUUCAACACUGCACCACUCAGCGUAGGAUUACCAGAAGGAGAAGUACAGGCUGAAGGUCCUGAAGGAAAAACCAGACAUUUCCAGAUGCCUUCCUUAGAUGUGUCACUACCAAAGAUUGAUGUUGGAUCAGGUCCAGAGUUUAAAGUCAAAUCACCCAAAGUAGACUUGCAUCUAAAUGAGACUGGAAUUGGAGGAGGGAAGAUUAAAAUGCCCAAAAUGGACGUCUCUCUUCCAAAAGGCAAAGCUGAGGCUAAAAUAGAUAUUUCUGAACCCACUGGAAUAGGAGGCAAGUUUCAGAUGCCUGCAUUCGAUGUAUCUUUACCAAAGAUGCAUGAGGGACCUUCACUUGACAUUUCUAUUCCGAAAGGAAACGCACAUGGAGACAUUGAUAGUGACUUCAAUGGGCUUCCCCAAGGAAAAAUGAAAGACGGUAUAAACAUUGAAGAUCCUGGCGUUACGAGAGGUCAAUUUAAAAUGCCCAAAAUUGACACUUUACUUCCACAAACGGACGUGUCAAAGGGGGAUGUCGACAUAGAAAUUCAAAAAAUGAAAUCACCAGAUGUAGAUAUGAGACCUGAGGACCCAGAUUUAAAUGUGCCAACUGUUGACGUUUCACUCCCCAAAGCCAAAGGCAACACAGGCAUAAAUGUUGACCAGCCUGAGGGGAAACACGGGCAGAUCAAAAUGCCCAAGUUUGAUAUUUCAUUACCAAAAGUGAAUUUCCCUGAAGAUGAUGUAAAAUUCAAAGGGCCAGACAUUAAGGGAAGGAAGAUUGAGCUGCCAGAUAUUGAUAUUUCUUUACCAAAAGGCAAAGGAGUAGAGAUUGAAGGACAUCCUGGAAAAGGAGGCAAGUUCCACAUGCCGUCUGUUGAUAUCUCGCUUCCUAAGAAAAACAUUGACAUUGACGUCCCUAAAUUAGAUCUUGACCUCAGCCUCCCAUCUGGUCUGAAGCACACCAGCGCUGACUUACAUUGCACCACUCCUGGUGCAGCAGGAGGUUUGGAAAUGAAACCAGCUAAGGUAAAGGUUACAGGUGCAGAUGUUGAGACAGAUGUAGAAGCAGCAUCUCUCAAGCUUCCUACUCUCAAAUUACCAACAAUUGAUAUUUCAGCUCCAAAAAUGGAUUUAGACUUUGCUCUCAACAAAAAUACAGAUGAUGAUGUGAAGCUUUUGAAGGCUGAAGGAGGUAGACCAUCUUCAGGUGGAAGCUUUAAUCUACCCAGUGUGUCCCUCAAAGGGCCAAGUUUCUCACUUCCUAGACUUGGUGGAAUUUCAGGAAAAGGGCCCAAAAAAAAGGUUUCCCUCACUCCACCAGACCAAGAAAUGAGGGCACCCUCUGUAGAAUUUGAUGGUGAUGGAAAAGUCAAGUUGAAAAAAAGUAAAAUUAAAAUGCCCUUAUUUGGAAUAUCCAAAAAGGAUUCAGAUUCGUCAGUCUCUUGUCCUGAUGUGGAUGUUAGGGCAAAAAAAGGAAAAAUUAACAUUUCUAAACCAGGACUCAAUGUCGAAACCCCUGACGAUAAAGCAAAAUACAAAGUAAAGUUCCCAAAAUUUAAAAUAGCAGGAUCUAAGGUUCAGCUGCCAGAAGGAGAGCCUGAUGCUAAGCUGGAAGCAGACAUGGAGGAGAAAGGUGUGUCUGAUGUGUCUAUGAAACUCCCAAGGUUCUCUAUGCCAGGAUUUAGCUCUAAAGAAAAAGAUUUAGCUAAAAAAAGUUGUGACUCCGGAGGCAAAGCCAAACUUCAGAUGCCCUCAGUCGAGCUGUCACUACCAUCUGUUAAAACACCAGAGAAAGAGGUUCUUCUCUCUAAGGCAGAAAUUGAUGUUUCAGAAGCUGACCUCAGACAUUACGAAGGAAACCUCAAAAUUCCCAAAAUACCAGCUAUUGAUGUUUCAAUCCCUAAAAUAGAUCUGGAUGUGUCCCUGCCUAAAGGAAAGUCCCCAAACAUCGAAGGACCAGAUGUGCAGAUAGGUCUUGUUGGACCGGAUGUUGACAGAGAUGGCAAGUUAAGAAUACCUAGUCUAAAAAUACCUGAUGUUGACAUUACUUUGCCAAAAAUCAAAACUGGGGAUACUGAUGCACCAAAUAUAGAACUAAAGGGGGUGGGAGGUGAGCCUAAAUUCCCAGUACCUCAAUUUAAAAUGCCUUCGGUAGACAUUUCACUGCCUAAAGCAAAAAUUGAAGGUCCAGAAGUUGAAAAGAAGGGUGACUCUGGAAAGUUCAAAAUGCCUUACAUGAAAAUUCCAGAUGUUGAUCUCUCACUGCCCAAAGGGAAAACUGAAGGUCCGGAUGUGGAGGUCAAAGGCAAAGAUAGAAAAUUUAAGAUGCCACAUCCGAGCAUGCCCUCUCUGGAUGUUUCACUGCCAAAAGGAAAGAUUGAAGGCCCAGAAAUUGAUGACCUCUCACUGCCCAAAGGAACUAUUGAAGGACCAGAUGUCAAAAUUAAGGGACAAGGUGGAAAGAUCACGAUGCCUCACAUCACCAUGCCCUCAGUGGACAUUUCACUGCCUAGAGGCAAAAUUGAAGGCCCAGAAGUUGAAAUAGAGGGAGGUGUUGGUGGAAAAAUGCCCCACCUAAAAAUGGCAGAUGUUGAUCUUUCAUUGCCCCAAGGAAAUAUUGAAGGUCCAGAUGUCAGCACGGGAGAGGGUGGGAAAUUCAAGCUGCCACGCAUUAGCAUGCCUUCAGUAGAUAUUUCCCUGCCUAAAGGAGGUUUCAAAGGACCCGAGUUUGAGGGAAAUGCAAGACAAGCAUUAGAAAUGCCAGAUGUUGAUCUCUUACUGCCCAAAGGAAAGAUUGAAGGUCCAGAUGUUGCCAUUAAGGGAGAAGGUGGGAAAAUCAAGAUACCUCACAUCAGCAUGCCUUCACUUGAUAUUUCACUGCCUAAAGGAGUAUUGAAAGGACCUGAGGUUGAGGGAAAUGUAAAAGGAGCAUUGGAAAUGCCAGAUGUUGAUCUCUCACUGCCCAAAGGAAAAAUUGAAGGUCCAGAUGUUGACAUUAAAGGAGAAGGGGGAAAGAUCAAGAUGCCUCACAUCAGCAUGCCUUCUGUUGAUUUUUCACUGCCAAAAGGAGGAUUCAAAGGACCUGAGGUUGAGGGAGACACAGGAGGAAAGAUCAAGAUGCCACACAUCAGCAUGCCUUCACUUGAUAUUUCAUUGCCUAAAGGCAAAAUUGAAGGCCCUGAAGUUGAACUCGAGGGAGGUGUCAGUGGAAAAAUGCCACAACUAAAAAUGCCAGAUGUUGAUCUCUCACUUCCCAAAGGAAAAAUCGAGGGUCCAGAUGUCAACGUUAAAGGGCAAGGUGGAAAAUUCAAGAUGCCACACAUUAAUAUGCCUUCUGUUGAUAUUUCACUGCCUAAAGGACAAUUCAAGAGACCUGAGGUUGAGGGAGAUGCAAGAGGAGCAUUAGAAAUGCCAGAUGUUGAUCUCUCACUACCCACAGGAAAGAUCGAGGGUCCAAAUGUUGGCAUUGAGAGAGAAGGUGGAAAAUUCAAGAUGCCUCACAUCAGCAUGCCCUCAAUAGAUAUUUCACUGCCUAAAGGAGGAUUCAAAGGACCUGAGGUUGAGGGAGACACAGGAGGAAAGAUCAAGAUGCCACACCUAAAAAUGCCAAAUAUUGAUCUCUCACUGCCCAAAGGAAAGAUUGAAGGUCCAGAUGUUGACAUUAAAGGAGAAGGUGGAAAAUUCAAGAUGCCACACAUCAGCAUGCCCUCAGUUGAUAUUUCACUGCCUAAAGGAGGAUUCAAAGGAAUUGAGGUUGAGGGAGACACAGGAGGAAAUAUCAAAAUGCCAGAUGUUGAUCUUUCAUUGCCCAAAGGAAAAAUCGAGGGUCCAGAUGUCAUAGUUAAGGGGCAAGGUGGAAAAUUCAAAAUGCCACACAUCAACAUGCCUUCUGUUGAUAUUUCACUGCCCAAAGGAGGAUUCAAAGAACCGGAGGUUGAGAGAGAUGCAAGAGGAGCAUUAGAAAUGCCAGAUGUUGAUCUCUCACUGCCCAAAGGAAAGAUUGAAGGUCCAGAUGUUGACGUUAAAGGAGAAGGAGGAAAGAUCAAGAUGCCUCACAUCAGCAUGCCCUCAGUUGAUAUUUCACUGCCUAAAGGAGGAUUCAAAGGACCUGAGGUUGAGGGAGAUGCAGGACGAAAGAUCAAGAUGCCACACCUAAAAAUGCCAGAUGUUGAUCUCUCACUGCCCAAAGGAAAGAUUGAAGGUCCAGAUGUUGACGUUCAAAGAGAAGGGGGAAAGAUCAAGAUUCCUCACAUCAGUAUGCCUUCAGUUGAUAUUUCAUUGCCUAAAGGCAAAAUUGAAGGUCCUGAACUAGAGGGAGCUGUUAGUGGAAAAAUGCCACACCUAAAAAUGCCAGAUGUUGAUCUCUCACUGCCCAAAGAAAAAAUCGAGGGUCCAGAUGUCAACGUUAAGGGAAAAGGUGGGAAAUUCAAGAUGCCACACAUCAGCAUGCCUUCAGUAGAUAUUUCACUGCCUAAAGGAGGAUUCAAAGGACCUGAGGUUGAGGGAGAUGCAAGAGGAGCAUUAGAAAUGCCAGAUGUUGAUCUCUCAUUGCCCAAAGGAAAGAUUGAAGGUCCAGGUGUUGACGUUAAAGGAGAAGGAGGAAAGAUCAAGAUGCCUCACAUCAGCAUGCCCUCAGUUGAUAUUUCACUGCCUAAAGGAGGAUUCAAAGGACCGGAGGUUGAGGGAGACUCGGGAGGAAAGAUCAAGAUGCCUCACAUCAGCAUGCCUUCUGUUGAUAUUUCACUGCCCAAAGGAGGAUUCAAAGGACCUGAGGUUGAGGGAGAUGCAAGAGGAGCAUUAGAAAUGCCAGAUGUUGAUCUCUCACUGCCCAAAGGAAAAAUCAAGGGUCCAGAUAUCAAAGUUAAGGGGGAAGGUGAAAAAUUCAAAAUGCCACACAUCAGCAUACCUUCAGUUGAUAUUUCAUUGCCUAAAGGAGGAUUCAAGGGACCUGAGGUUGAGGGAGAUGCAGGAGGAAAGAUCAAGAUGCCGCACAUCAGCAUGCCUUCAGUUGAUAUUUCAUUGCCUAAAGGCAAAAUUGAAGGUCCUGAAGUUGAACUAGAGGGAGGUGUUAGUGGAAAAAUGCCACACCUAAAAAUGCCACAUGUUGAUCUCUCACUGCCCAAAGAAAAAAUCGACGGUCCAGAUGUCAACGUUAAGGGAAAAGGUGGGAAAUUCAAGAUGCCACACAUCAGCAUGCCUUCUGUUGAUAUUUCACUGCCUAAAGGAGAAUUAAAAGGACCUGAGGUUGAGGGAGACACAGGAGGAAAUAUCAAAAUGCCAGAUGUUGAUCUUUCAUUGCCCAAAGGAAAAAUCGAGGGUCCAGAUGUCAAAGUUAAGGGGGAAGGUGGAAAAUUCAAGAUGCCACACAUCAACAUGCCUUCUGUUGACAUUUCACUGCCUAAAGGAGGAUUCAAAGGACCUGAGGUUGAGGGAGACACAGGAGGAAAUAUCAAAAUGCCAGAUGUUGAUCUUUCAUUGCCCAAAGGAAAAAUCGAGGGUCCAGAUGUCAAAGUUAAGGGGGAAGGUGGAAAAUUCAAGAUGCCACACAUCAACAUGCCUUCUGUUGACAUUUCACUGCCUAAAGGAGGAUUCAAAGGACCGGAGGUUGAGGAAGAUGCAGGAGAAAAGAUCAAGAUGCCACACCUAAAAAUGCCAGAUGUUGAUCUCUCACUGCCCAAAGGAAAGAUUGAAGGUCCAGAUGUUGACAUUAAAGGAGAAGGAGGAAAGAUCAAGAUGCCUCACAUCAGCAUGCCCUCAGUGGACAUUUCACUGCCUAGAGGCAAAAUUGAAGGUCCUGAAGUUGAACUAGAGGGAGGUGUUAGUGGAAAAAUGCCACACCUAAAAAUGCCAGAUGUUGAUCUCUCACUGCCCAAAGGAAAAAUCGAGGGUCCAGAUGUUGGCAUUAAGGGAAAAGGUGGGAAAUUCAAGAUGCCACACAUCAGCAUGCCUUCAGUUGAUAUUUCAUUGCCUAAAGGAGAAUUAAAAGGACCUGAGGUUGAGGGAGACACAGGAGGAAAUAUCAAAAUGCCAGAUGUUGAUCUUUCAUUGCCCAAAGGAAAAAUCGAGGGUCCAGAUGUCAAAGUUAAGGGGGAAGGUGGAAAAUUCAAGAUGCCACACAUCAACAUGCCUUCUGUUGACAUUUCACUGCCUAAAGGAGGAUUCAAAGGACCGGAGGUUGAGGGAGAUGCAGGAGAAAAGAUCAAGAUGCCACACCUAAAAAUGCCAGAUGUUGAUCUCUCACUGCCCAAAGGAAAGAUUGAAGGUCCAGAUGUUGACAUUAAAGGAGAAGGAGGAAAGAUCAAGAUGCCUCACAUCAGCAUGCCCUCAGUGGACAUUUCACUGCCUAGAGGCAAAAUUGAAGGUCCUGAAGUUGAACUAGAGGGAGGUGUUAGUGGAAAAAUGCCACACCUAAAAAUGCCAGAUGUUGAUCUCUCACUGCCCAAAGGAAAAAUCGAGGGUCCAGAUGUUGGCAUUAAGGGAAAAGGUGGGAAAUUCAAGAUGCCACACAUCAGCAUGCCUUCAGUUGAUAUUUCAUUGCCUAAAGGAGAAUUAAAAGGACCUGAGGUUGAGGGAGACACAGGAGGAAAUAUCAAAAUGCCAGAUGUUGAUCUUUCAUUGCCCAAAGGAAAAAUCGAGGGUCCAGAUGUCAAAGUUAAGGGGGAAGGUGGAAAAUUCAAGAUGCCACACAUCAACAUGCCCUCUGUUGACAUUUCACUGCCUAAAGGAGGAUUCAAAGGACCGGAGGUUGAGGGAGAUGCAGGAGAAAAGAUCAAGAUGCCACACCUAAAAAUGCCAGAUGUUGAUCUCUCACUGCCCAAAGGAAAGAUUGAAGGUCCAGAUGUUGACAUUAAAGGAGAAGGAGAAAAGAUCAAGAUGCCUCACAUCAGCAUGCCCUCAGUGGACAUUUCACUGCCUAGAGGCAAAAUUGAAGGUCCUGAAGUUGAACUAGAGGGAGGUGUUAGUGGAAAAAUGCCACACCUAAAAAUGCCAGAUGUUGAUCUCUCACUGCCCAAAGGAAAAAUCGAGGGUCCAGAUGUUGGCAUUAAGGGAAAAGGUGGGAAAUUCAAGAUGCCACACAUCAGCAUGCCUUCAGUUGAUAUUUCAUUGCCUAAAGGAGAAUUAAAAGGACCUGAGGUUGAGGGAGACACAGGAGGAAAUAUCAAAAUGCCAGAUGUUGAUCUUUCAUUGCCCAAAGGAAAAAUCGAGGGUCCAGAUGUCAAAGUUAAGGGGGAAGGUGGAAAAUUCAAGAUGCCACACAUCGCCAUGCCAUCAGUAGAUGUUUCACUGCCUAAAGGCAAGAUUGAAGGCCCUGAAGUUGAACUAGAGGGAGGUAUUGGUGGGAAAAUGCCACAGCUAAAAUUGCCAGAUGUUGAUCUCUCACUGCCCAAGGGACAAAUUGAGGGUCCAGAUGUCGACGUUAGGGGGCAAGGUGGAAAAUUCAAGAUGCCACACCUAAAAAUGCCAGAUGUUGAUCUCUCACUGCCCAAAGAAAAGAUUGAAGGUCCAGAUGUUGGCAUUAAAGGAGAAGGUGGGAAAUUUAAGAUGCCACAAAUCAGCAUACCUUCAGUAGAUAUUUCACUGCCUAAGGGAGGAUUCAAAGGACCAGAGGUUGAGGGAGAUACAAGAGGAGCAUUAGAAAUGCCAGAUGUUGAUCUCUCACUGCCUACAGGAAAGAUCAGAGGUCCAGAUGUCAAAAUUAAGGGACAAGGUGGAAAAUUCAAGAUGCCACACAUCAGCAUGCCUUCAGUAAAUGUUUCACUGCCUAAAGGCAAAAUUGAGGACCCUGAAGUUGAACUAGAGGGAGGUGUUGGUGGAAAAAUGACACACCUAAAAAUGUCAGAUGUUGAUCUCUCACUUCCCAAAGGAAAGAUCGAGGGUCCAGAUGUUGGCAUUAAGGGAGAAGGUGGGAAAUUUAAGAUGCCACACAUCAGCAUGCCUUCAGUAGAUGUUUCACUGCCUAGAGGCAAAACUGACGGCUCAAGUGUAGAAAUAGAGAGAGAUGAUGCAAUUGAGUUUAAAAUUCCUGAUGUUGAUAUCUCUCCUUCCCAAAAACAGAUUCAAAGUCCUGAGAUGGAGGUUAAAGGGAGCAUUCAAAAAUUUCAAAUACCUAUGGUGAAAAUUCCUGACGUUGACAUUUCUCUACCAAAAGGAAGAAUUCAAAGUUUAGAGAUUGAAACUGAGCCAGAUAGUGAAGGUAAUUUUAAUUUGCCACAGAUUGUGAUGCCCUCAGUGGACAUUUCACUACCAAAGGUAAAAAUGGAAGGUCACAAAGCUGAAAUUAAAGGCGAGGGACAGUUCAAGAUGCCAAACGUUGACAUAUCUUUUGAAAAAGGAGAAAAAUAUAUUGAUGCACCAAAGGGGAAGGUGAAGGCAGGCGGAGGAUCCAUGCCUCGGUCACACAUAAAGAUGCCAAAAAUUGAUAUUGCACUUCCUAAGAGUAAAAGUAAAGCCACGGUGGAAAACACAGGAGGAAAAAAUGACUUACAUGGUGAGGGAGAACACACAGGUCUGAAAUUUAAGGUGCCAGAAGUACAAAUUAAAGGUCCAAAAGUAGAUGUGGCACUUGAUACUGGACAUCCGCAAACAGAAAGUAGGAAUGAAAGGAAAAAAGUUGAACUACCUGACCUGGAUCUCAGCACAACAGGAACCAGCAGUGAAGUAAAGGGGCCUAAAAUUAAAGGGGCAAAAUUUAAGAUUGGAAAACCAAAGAAAAAAAAUGGCAAAGAUUUAACAGAAGAUGUACAAACAUCCAACAACGGUAAUGAGGAGCUAUUUGGUCAAGUUAAAAUCUCAGGUGAGGUUAAAGAAAGGUUUGGCAAUGAAGAUGCUAAAUCCCACAAUGAGCAUAAAGAGCACAAAGAUCUGAUUAACGUCUUGGGCUCAAAGGUAGCACUAGGAACUGUGGGAGAAGUUGGACCCUCUUCAUCUAGUGCCGAAAUUAAGGUCCCCAGGAUUCCAGACAUUGAGUUUGAUAUUGGUACAGCACAAGAUGAAGAUGACCAAACAGGAAGAGAAAGGAAAAUUAAAAUUCCUAAGUUUGGUGUCCCGCUGCCGUCGCUGUCUGCCCCAGAGAGAAGAAUGUACAAUCCAGACAUUCAGUACGAGGGCCCAAAAAUUCCCAAAGUAAAGAAAGCUGUGUUUGUCUUGGUAAAUCCUCAAACAGAUGAACCGGCUGCUUCCACUGGCCACCUAGAAGCUGAGAUGGUAGCUGAAGCUGAAACAGGGGGCGUCAAAGCAAAAAUGCCCAAACUCAAAAUAAAGCCAAGCUUUGGGAAGUCCAAAGAUCAGACCUCUGUAAGCACAGAGUCAGACGGGAGAGACAAGUCAAAGGGAGGGAAGAUGAAAAUGCCCAAAGUGUCAUUUUCAUCAGGAAAAUCAGGGUCUUUUGAUGUAGCAACAAAGGGAGAAGGUUCAAGUUCAAGCCUCAACGGUGAAAAGGAUUCAAGUCUUCACACGGGAGAUAAAGGGACAUUUGGUGGAAAGAUCAAACUUCCAAAGAUGGAGCACACUAUUCCAUAUGAAGAGAUGGCUGCAGGAGAGGAAAGAAAUCUUACAUCAGACAAGAUGGCAGACGAAGAGCUUUGUAAGGGGGUGGUGUCCUCCAUCGCCAGAACAGAUCUGCUGGACAGGGACAGCUCUGAGUCCCCCACUGGACUUACUGGAGAGCUGAGCUCCACGAAGCUCCAGGUUUGGAGUGAGGUGGAGAGACGAGGCAGAGGGGGGGAAGAGGGGGAGGCGUCCUCCUGGUUCAAGGUGCCCAAGUUCUCCCUGAAGCCACCGGCCACAGGCUUCCUUCAGAUCACCCCAGAGGGCUCCCCCCAGGCCCAGCGGAGGGGGGAGCUGGGAGGUGACACUGACGUUUUGGGCUCUUUCUGCCUCCACACCUCUGAGCUCGACUUUAGCUCUCAGGAAACAUCCGAAGAGCAUCAAGUCACCUCCAGCGAGGAGGGAAGCGUCACCAUGGUAACCAAGACCACCAGAAUCACUCAGCGCAUGGUCAGCGCUGAGACGCGGACAAGCGAGUCUUCGACGUCGACAACAGUAACUCAUGUGUCAGACUCAAGGAAAUCUUAAACUUCUUUUAUGUGUUUUGUUUUUUUUUGCUGAGGUUGCAGUGUUUGUGUAAGCUCCAAACUUCUAUUAAAUCUUUAUUUCAUAUUUUAUUAGGUAUAAAUGUGGUGAAGCCAGUGGCUUUUCAUCAGCCAGCAGUGUUACAGCUACAGAGUAAUAUAUUUACAUCCUGUUUUCUUUUUAACAGUCAUUCUUUUUUUAUUGGUCUGAAUAUGUGCUAUUGUCCUGAUUAUUUAUCUGACUUUGUUUGGUUUAAAGGUUUUUUUCCCACAGAGUGUCAGAGCGGUAGUUUUUUUUAUUUAUUGGUGUUUGGGUGUGUUCAGAAUUCACUGGAGCGACUGAUUCAUCGAUUCAACCACUGUAGUUCAGGUCAGACAUAAACUUUUUGUAAAUACAACUUUCUUUUAUUUCCUGUUCAGCAGUCAUCAAGUUACAUCCUCUGACCUGCUCAUGGCUAAACGCGUGCGCGUGUUUAGAUUCUAGCCCAUGCUCUCCUUUUUGUUUCUGUUGGAGCGUGUAGCUGGUGCUGUUACCCAGAGGUGGCCACACUGAGGGACCACGACACUCUGGAAGGUUUUUCUUGCUGUGGGGAUCGAACCUGUGUCCUUCGGGUUCCGGGUGCUCUCCAAACGUUUAAGCCAACCUGCUGCUAGACAGUUUGUAUCUGUGUUUUUACUGUACACUGUCAAAUCGACACCACUGUGUAGUCUGCGAAUGAGGCAUUAGCAUUUAGUUGCAGAACAUCAGCAAACUUUGGGCUGAUUUGAGGGUUUGGUGCAGCUUUAAAGGUAAAACUGUAAAAGUCUUGAUGCUGAUGAAGAAUUAACAGAUAUUAUUUUACUUGCAUGUUUACUGGUGAACCUACUGCCGUACGUUUUGCAUUGACUUCUAACACUGCUACUGUUUGUUAAAUAGUUAUGAGCUGAGAGUAGUGAGCUCUCUGCACACGUUCACGUCUAGAGAUUUUAACUUUUGGCCUUUAAUCAAUUGUUCGAUCUUUUUAGAUGAUUUCAUUGGCAAAUGUUGUGUCAAAGCUGCAUUUGAGAAUGUUAGUUACGUUGUUACAUCAAUAAAAUAAUAUUCACACA